AUCAUAUAUUUCUUCAGUCAGGCUUUACGGAACCCUUGGUGCGCGAGUUAAACGAAGUCGCAAUUGCUGGUUUUUUUUACAAAACAUGAAUGGUAGAAAACUUAGUUUUAACCUGGCAACAUUUAGUGUCAGCCAUGGACGAUUUCGUGUCAAAAUAUUUUUGUUUGGUUUAUAGUAUUUCGCUUUGAAAUCAGCAUUAAAUGUUAUUCUCUUGGUAUAUUUUAUCCGCUAGAGUAGUCUAAUUUAUGAACCAGCUUUAUAAUUCAAAGAUAGCGAAAAUGUUAUUGUGAUGUGAUAUUCGGCGGCACUGCUGGUCUGUGGUGGCUGUAGUCAUGACUGAUUGCGCGCUGGUGACCAGUGUAAGCGAACACGAUGCCAGUAUGGACGUGGGGAGCGACAAGUCUCUCUUCGAGCCUACUGUUGAUAUGAUGGUGAAUGACUUCGACGACGAGCGCACGUUGGAGGAAGAGGAAGCGUUGGCGGCAGGGGAGCAACAAGAUCCUAAGGCGGAGUUGAAUAGUCUGCAACGUGAAGGGGACAUGCCUUUAGACGAGUUGCUGGCCUUGUACGGUUUAGACAAGAAUAUGGACAAGCCAGCACCCGAACCUAUACCUGAGCCCAUACCUGAAGAAGUAGAGAAGCCUGAGUCUGAACUGCAACAGUUGUACACAGAGACAACAAGCCCUGAGGCGACAAGAUGCUUACGUUCCGGCUCCCGGCCACCCUCGGAAGAAGAAGAAGACUAUGACUACAGCCCGGAUGAAGAUGAUUGGAAGAAAACUAUAAUGGUUGGCAGUGACUACCAAGCAGGUAUUCCUGAGGGUUUGUGUAGCUAUGAUGAUGCUCUUCCCUAUGAAAAUGAGGAUAAAUUGCUCUGGAACCCUACUGUCCUAGAGGAAAAUGUUAUUGAAGAUUAUAUGAAGAAGAUUAAUGCAUUAAAUUGUGGCAGUGGAGUUGAAGCAGUGCCUAGAGGGAAGCAGCUGCGUGAUGAUGAAGAGGCCUUGUUCUUGUUGCAGCAGUGUGGCCACAAUGUGGAAGAGGCUCUCCGGCGACGGCGCAUCUCUGCCCAAACCCCGGCACAUGCCAGCUUGUGGUCUGAAGAAGAAUGCCGUAAUUUUGAAAAUGGCCUCAAAGCACACGGUAAAGAUUUUCACCUGAUAAGGCAAAACAAAGUAAGGACUCGGUCUGUUGGUGAACUGGUACAAUUCUAUUACAUAUGGAAGAAGACAGAGCGACAUGAUAUAUUUGCUAACAAAGCUAGGUUAGAGAAAAAAAAGUAUACUCUUCAUCCAGGACAUACAGAUUAUAUGGACAGGUUCUUAGAGGAGCAAGAGGCUACAGGAGGAACAGGUACCGUGCGCCCAGCAUCCCCAUCCCCAAUGAUGGUUUAUGCUCCAUCUUCUGAUACCCAGCCUGACCCGCUGGCUUUAGGAGAAAAAGAAGUUUUCUCACAGUUGAACCACUCUGCUCCUCCGAGGACCAUGUCUACAGAAGAACAGGAACCAGACCAUGGCUCCUAAUAUUUGUAUGUAUUGCAAGGCCACACUAUUUCUUUGCUUGUAGCAUGCUGAAUGCUAGUCUGAUUUAUUCAAUCAAAUUAGCAUAGUAAGCAUUUGUAGAGAAACUUAAUACUAAAUGUGACUUACUGGGUUAGACAUGGUUGGUUCCCAAGACAUUGACUGAACUAACUUUAUUCAAAACAUUAAAUGGAUAGUUUAUCUUUUUACAAGAAGCGAUUAUGUGGGUCUUAAAGGUGCAUUUUCAGUGUUUUUUAAAUGUUUUAUGAAGUCUAUAUUCUCUAUCACUAUAACUUUGUAGACAAAAGAAUAUUUUAGUCUCAAUCUUAUACUUAAUCAAUAAAUAUUAGGGACAAUCUUACACACACCAACCUAGCCUCAAAGUAAGCAAAGCUUGUACAAUGGGUACUAUGUGAUGAUAUACACACAUACAUUUGUAUAGAUAAAUACAUACAUAGAAUACACCCAGAACUCAGGAACAAAUAUCUGUGUUCAUCACACAAAUAAAUGCCCUUACCGGGAUUCGAACCUGGGACCAUCAACUUCAUAGGCAGGGUCAUUACCCACUAGGCCAGACCGGUCAUCAAAAUACUUUAUUGCUGCUAAAAUUUUUAUAGCACUACACUUGUAGCUGAUCCCAGCGUUUUCUCGCUUUGUAGAGGAAACUGAAUACAAACAGACAACCCACCAGGCGGGGUAGCAAUAAAUACAUACUUUUGAAUACUUGUCAA
Molecule: messenger RNA, 2248 nt
Organism: Cydia pomonella (codling moth)
Lineage: Eukaryota; Metazoa; Arthropoda; Insecta; Lepidoptera; Tortricidae
Product: mesoderm induction early response protein 1
Exons: 1
Coding region: 333-1520 (395 amino acids)
Biological process (GO): negative regulation of transcription by RNA polymerase II
Cellular component (GO): nucleoplasm
Molecular function (GO): histone deacetylase binding; transcription corepressor activity
Source: RefSeq, a predicted model, not a curated record